AUGGGCCAGGAAGUGUCCAGCCAGAUCGACGAGAGCACGCCACCUCAGACGCUGAGCGAUCGCAGCCUCGAGGCCGUAGCCCAGUUGAUACUCGAUGGCAAGGUGCGGCGCAUUGUUGCCCUGACUGGAGCAGGCAUCUCCACAGCUGCAGGAAUUCCUGACUUCCGGUCACCGGGCACCGGCCUCUACGCCAACCUCCAGCGCCUCAAACUGCCCUAUGCAGAGGCCGUCUUUAGCAUCGAUUACUUCCGCGAGAACCCUCAUCCAUUUUACAUCCUCGCCAAGGAGCUCUACCCGGGCCAGUUCCAUCCCACCGUGGCCCACGCCUUCUUGUCCCUCCUCGCUGCCAAGGGCCUCCUGCGUAUGCUCUUCACGCAAAACAUUGACUGCCUCGAGCGCGCUGCUGGCGUCCCUGCCGACCUCAUUGUCGAGGCCCACGGCUCCUUUGCCACCCAGCGCUGCAUCAACUUUGACUGCCGCACGCCCUUUCCCGACGACGAGAUGCGCGAGCACGUGCGCGACGCCCGCGUGCCCCGCUGCAAGCAACCCGGUUGCGGCGCCCUCGUGAAGCCCGACAUUGUCUUUUUCGGAGAGAGCCUGCCACAGCGUUUCCACGAGUUUGGCAAGCUGCCGGCCACCGACGCCGACCUCGUGCUCGUGCUGGGCACGUCGCUGACCGUCUACCCCUUUGCGGGCCUGCCGACCAUGGUCCCAGACCACGUGCCGCGCGUGCUCUUCAACCGCGAGGUGGUUGGCGACCUCGGCACCCGGGCCGACGACGUUCUGGAGCUCGGCAACUGCACCGCGGGUGUGCUGAAGCUGGCGGAUGCACUGGGCUGGCGGGCCGAGCUGGACGAGCUGUGGCGGACUCUGGUCGGCGCCGAAGAGGUGGAGCGGCAACGCGGCCAGGAACAAAUCCUGGCCACGGCAGGUCCGCGGCCACCGAGCGAGAGCAGCGACGGCGACAGCGACAACGACAACGACGGCGACAUGGACGUUGGCAGGAAAGUGGGCCCUGGUGACGACGACGAUACCAAGUAUGUGGGUGGCGAGUUCGACGACACAAACGACCAGCCGCCCGAGAUUGGCGGCGCACUGUCGUCGGCCGAGGCCGAGGUCAACGAGAUUGCCAACGAAAUCGAGGCCAUCUUGAAGCUCGACGAGAGCGGCAAAGAGACGGACCCGCCCUCAGAUGAUGCCACGUCGACUGAAAAGCCCACAGCAGACAGUUCCAAGACAUCAGUGGACGGAGCAGCACCAGUAGAAUCCACAAAAGCGACCACCUCGGACGCAGCGCCCAAAGAGACCGAGGAGACAGCCCCAGGAAAGGAACCCAUUACUUCAGGCUCGAAAGAUAAACCGAAACACAUCAUUGAGCGGCCACAGCUGUAA
Messenger RNA from Sporothrix brasiliensis 5110, 1392 nucleotides. Its product is annotated as sir2 family histone deacetylase. The transcript is spliced from 2 exons. The record is from RefSeq and is a predicted model, not a curated record. Bases 1 to 1392 code for a protein of 463 amino acids. Lineage: Eukaryota; Fungi; Ascomycota; Sordariomycetes; Ophiostomatales; Ophiostomataceae. Gene Ontology annotation, molecular function: histone deacetylase activity, NAD-dependent; NAD+ binding.